AUGCGAGCGGACAGGCGGACCAUCCGUUCUGCCGAAAGACAAGGUGCAGCAGCAGUCAGGCUUGACAGCGCGGGGAACGAGCGUCGACGCAGCCGCGCAUGUCGCACACGAAGGAAUCAUUCUGGUAAACUCGGCCAGCCACAAUGUGCAAGAUAUGAGCACGUCGAAAUGAGAGCGGCCUGCAUCGUUGUUGGAUCGACAUCGGCUAAGUCGGAACGGUCGGAGGACGUGGAUCUGGAAACGGCUUUUGAAGUCUUGGGAGGAGAUACCAUGGUGGUUCAAGACCAACGACGAGGUCGUACAGCGAGAGCAUCUUCUUCAUCUUCGCAGGCGUUGUCGAUACGGCACGCUCUGGUCUCGACCUCAGCAAUAUUUGUUUCGACAGAAGACGCAUUUCUGGUGGCGGUGUGUUUGUCUCAUUUGUUCUUUUUGUUCUCAUUUCCGCGCUGCUCGGAACGGUUGUCGUGUCGAUCUUUUUUACAGUAA
This is a messenger RNA of Pseudozyma hubeiensis SY62, 486 nucleotides long. RefSeq names its product high affinity methionine permease. The record is from RefSeq and is a predicted model, not a curated record. The coding region runs from base 1 to 486 and encodes 161 amino acids. Lineage: Eukaryota; Fungi; Basidiomycota; Ustilaginomycetes; Ustilaginales; Ustilaginaceae. The transcript has 2 exons.